This is a messenger RNA of Cydia pomonella (codling moth), 1399 nucleotides long. Its product is annotated as coiled-coil domain-containing protein 43. Lineage: Eukaryota; Metazoa; Arthropoda; Insecta; Lepidoptera; Tortricidae. The transcript is spliced from 4 exons. The record is from RefSeq and is a predicted model, not a curated record. Bases 16 to 621 code for a protein of 201 amino acids.
CGACAUUUAGUCAAUAUGGCGGCAGCGUUAACCGACUUUGAGCCGUGGUUAAAUGAUAAAUUAAAAUCAUUAAAAACCGAUGAAGGUGUGUUUGGAUCUUAUAUAUCAGGAAUUUUAGAAGGUGAAGAUACCAUUGACGAAAAAAGAGAUGCUUUAGAGGGUCUUCUGUCUGAAAUUGUGGAGCAUGAUAUAUCAAUCCAUGUCACUGAAAUAUUAGAAAAAUGGGAAUCAAGUCGCCCUUUGGAAGAAGCUCCCAAACCAGCGACAGAUGUAGACAUUCAGUUAACAAAGAUGUUGGAAUCUCAGUCCCUCGCCACUACCACGCGACGAGAAUACACAGAUGAGGAGAAAAAGAUCCGAGAAGCAAUAUUAUCGCAGUAUAGCCAGCUAUCAGACAAUGAGGCUGAUGCAGAAAAUCUGGAAGAAACAGAGAGUCCUGACCUAGUUAAGAACACUAAUGCUUUGGAUGUAGCAGCUGCUGCCAGAGAGCGCCGGGAACAAGCACGGCUUGAUGCACAGCGUAAAAAAGAAAAGGACAAAGAGGAUAGAGAAAAGCAAAAACAACUAAAAGAAGAAAAGAAAGAAAAGCGCAAAACACAAAAGGGAGAGAGGAAGAGGUAGCAACUUCUUAGUUUACAGUGUUGUUAGGGUGCUCCAAAUUAUGUAGUAAUAGAUAAAUCUACUAGAUUAAAAUGUCUUGGAAUUACCUUAUAGUUGUCUUCAUGAAGAAUUGCCUGAGUAUUUGUAAUACAGUUGAGCAGUGGUAACCUAGACUCACUAAUCCAGUGAUCCCUGUAAUCCAGAUAGAUUCAAUCCAGAAUUGCGGAUUUUUUUUGGCUCAUUCAGAUUAGUGAGGCCCUACUGUAUUUACAACUAAAUUGUCUAACCAACAAAUAGUGUUAUGUUAUAGUGGCAUGUCUUACAUGUUUACAUUGUAUUUUACAACAUUAUAAUUCCAAUACAUUUUACUCAUGUAAAAAGUAUGAUUUAUAUUGCAGUCUUACCAAAUUGCAUUUAUGAAAUCGCUGAGAAUGUUGGUAUAAAGUUGAUUAUGAUUAGCUUUAACUGACAUUGAAAAAUGCUUCAACUUACACAUGAGUAUGCAAAGAUUAUCAUUUUAGUAAAUGAUUUAUUUCCUGUCAAGAGUUUGUAUUAAGUCAUUCAUUUUAUAUUAUUUGUAUGAAGAGACCUAUUUCUAAAUGGUUCAUAUGUUGAUAAGAUAACCAGUUAUUUUGUAACUUACAGUAUUUUGCCUUUGUAUUGAAAUAGUGAAACAAUAGAAUAAUUGGAUUGUAGUGCUUUCAUUAUACUUAAUAGUUGUUAUUUAUUAUAUAUAUAUAUAUACAUCAUAAUGAAACAUGUGUAAUAUUUUGUAAUAAAAAUUGCAUUUUGUAAACAA